Cucumis melo (muskmelon) is the source of this 463-nucleotide messenger RNA. RefSeq lists its product as uncharacterized. The record is from RefSeq and is a predicted model, not a curated record. The transcript is spliced from 3 exons. NCBI's taxonomy places the organism in Eukaryota, Viridiplantae, Streptophyta, Magnoliopsida, Cucurbitales, Cucurbitaceae. The coding region runs from base 28 to 333 and encodes 101 amino acids.
UUGAGAUAUUUUACAGUAUGAAAAUCUAUGUCUUUUUUUAAUGUUUUUGCGAUUGUAGAACAAAGUGAAAGCAAGAGUAUAAUAGUUCUAGUAGUUGUGCCAAUCAUAUCAGUACUAAUCUUCUUGGCUUCGAGCAGCUUUUUUAUCAUUAGAAAUGUAAGAAGAAGAGCUAAAGGAAAGGGGAAGGCCUUUAAUAACACUAGAGUGAAGCAUAGAGUGAAGCGGUCGAUUAAGGUGCCCACGAUUAGUAACAAGCUAGCAGAUAUGAUGAUUAUUCAUGGAGGAAAUAUGGCCAAAAGCCAAUCAAAGGUUCUCCACACCCAAGAUAAUUGAAGUCAUAUCAGGUUGAAAGCUAAGCGAUUGUGUAGAGAUUGCCAAGCGACCGUUGAAAAUUGAAGACUGAGAAGGCAUUUAGGAUUUUUAAUUAUUUAAUUCUUGUAUUAGAAUCUUUUUUCAUGUACUA